Lonchura striata (white-rumped munia) is the source of this 1002-nucleotide messenger RNA. It is a transcript of the gene SOCS1, whose product is annotated as suppressor of cytokine signaling 1. Gene Ontology annotation, molecular function: 1-phosphatidylinositol-3-kinase regulator activity. NCBI's taxonomy places the organism in Eukaryota, Metazoa, Chordata, Aves, Passeriformes, Estrildidae. Gene Ontology annotation, cellular component: phosphatidylinositol 3-kinase complex. The record is from RefSeq and is a predicted model, not a curated record. Gene Ontology annotation, biological process: phosphatidylinositol phosphate biosynthetic process; intracellular signal transduction.
GCCCCCACCCGCGGCACCCCGAGAGUAGCUGCUGGAAGGCCGCCCUGCCGUAGCCGCUGACGCUAUGGAAGACCGCAUCCGCUGCUCUCGGCUGUAGGAUGGUAGCGCACAGCAAGGUGUCAGCAGAUAAUGCACUUGGAGCAGACCCAAGAAGACUUCUUGACCCUCCGGCACGGGAUUGCUCACAGGCACGAGGCUUCCAGGGCCCCGGCCGGCCCGGCACUGUGCAGGCACAGGGCAACACACACUUCCGAACCUUUCGCUCCCAAGCGGAUUUCAGUAGCAUCACUCGAGCCAGCAGCCUGCUGGAUGCCUGUGGCUUCUACUGGGGGCCUCUGACUGUCAGUGCUGCCCACGAGAAGCUGAAGUCUGAGCCCGAGGGCACCUUCCUCAUCAGGGACAGCACACAAAAGAAUUGCUUCUUUGCCAUCAGUGUUAAGACUGCAACUGGACCCACCAGUAUCCGGAUUAACUUUCAGACCGGGCGUUUCAGCCUGGAUGGCAGCAAAGAGAGUUUUGACUGUCUUUUUAAGCUGCUGGAACAUUACCUAAGCUCCCCUAGGAAGGUACUGGUUGCCCCCCUUCGCAAGGUCCGGGUGCAGCCACUGCAGGAGCUCUGCCGGAAAAGCAUCGUGAAGACUUUUGGAAGAGAGAACUUAAAUCAGAUCCCACUCAAUCCUGUUUUAAAGGACUACCUGAAAUCCUUCCCAUUUCAGAUAUAAGUGCAGCAUUAACUGUAUAGGGACACAUUAGACAUGUGUAACGAAAUCCAUCUUCCUGGGUUUUUAAAUAUGUUUGACAGUGAGCAAACUUAUUUUUGUAGCAGUUUACUGUAUUUUGUGAUGGAACCUGAACACUUGACUUCUUAUGUUUACAAAAACUGUUUGCACAAACCUGGGGUUUUAAAACCCUGGCAUAAUUUUUCUGCCAAGCAGAAUAUUUUACUAUUUUAUAAUAUUUUUAAUGAUAUUAACAUAAUAAACUUUAUUGUCAUGGUUUUUA